AUGCAACCGGCAGCUAGACUGUUAUCGCGGUCGGUAUGGAAAGGCCCCAACAUCGUGCCACUACCCAUAAGGGAAGCCAUGACCAAGGGCACCCCAAUAAGAACAAAUGCAAGGGCCGCUACCAUCCUGCCCCAAUUCGUGGGACUCAAGUUUCAAAUACAUAACGGUAAGGAGUAUGUGCCUAUCGAGAUAUCUGAAGAUAUGGUGGGCCACAAACUGGGCGAGUUUGCACCCACCAGGAAGCGUUUCAGCUAUACCCAGACCAAGAAUAAAUGA
This is a messenger RNA of Saccharomyces paradoxus, 276 nucleotides long. It is a transcript of the gene RSM19, whose product is annotated as mitochondrial 37S ribosomal protein uS19m. Gene Ontology annotation, biological process: translation; ribosomal small subunit assembly. NCBI's taxonomy places the organism in Eukaryota, Fungi, Ascomycota, Saccharomycetes, Saccharomycetales, Saccharomycetaceae. The record is from RefSeq and is a predicted model, not a curated record. The transcript has a single exon. Gene Ontology annotation, molecular function: RNA binding; structural constituent of ribosome. Gene Ontology annotation, cellular component: cytosolic small ribosomal subunit; ribosome. Bases 1 to 276 code for a protein of 91 amino acids.